Malaclemys terrapin pileata is the source of this 9055-nucleotide messenger RNA. It is a transcript of the gene TMEM269, whose product is annotated as transmembrane protein 269. Lineage: Eukaryota; Metazoa; Chordata; Testudines; Emydidae. Gene Ontology annotation, cellular component: membrane. The coding region runs from base 4609 to 5211 and encodes 200 amino acids. The record is from RefSeq and is a predicted model, not a curated record. Gene Ontology annotation, molecular function: phosphotransferase activity, for other substituted phosphate groups. The transcript has 7 exons. Gene Ontology annotation, biological process: phospholipid biosynthetic process.
AAUUUUUUUUUUUAAACCCUUUGAGCACCCUCUCUCCAUGUUCUGUUACUGCUGAUGCUAGCAGCCGGCCAUUGUGAUGCCAAAAGCAUUGUUGGGUAUCAAGAUUCUAAUCUUUUUGUUGCUGCUUUUCUCUGUUUUCACUGAUUGUUAAAAUCCAAGAUUUCUGCUGGGGAGGAUUCCUGUCUGCAGCAACUCUGAGGUGGUUAGUAACCCCACAGUUCAUAUGGGGCCAGGAGUAUUCAUUAACUCGACAGGGCUCUUCAGAAGAACUAAGUUUUAACUCUCAGGGGAUGGGCUGAUAUUUAACUUGAAAGAAAAUCAUGGGAGAAGGAAUAAAACAUUAUUUUCAAAAAUACACUUCUGUGGGCCAUAUCCGUCAGCCCUUAUUCCGACAAUUGAAGUUAAUGGACUGGAUUCGGAUCUCAUUUCGCCUGAUGUAAAUCCAAAAUGACAAGUAAUCCUGUCAGAGUUACUCUGGAUCUACACCAGCAAAACUGAGAGAGAAUCCAAUCAAAGGGGAGUUUGGAGUAAGGAUUUAGCUUAUUUAAACUAAACGUCUGUCCCUAUUUUGUGACAUGGCUGCAAGAAGUUAACAUAAGUCUAUGGGCCUGAUUCUCCUCUCACUUUCAUCCGUUUUACAGCACUGUAUCUUGACUUCAGUGGAGUUCCUUUUGGUUUUUGCUCUUACUUACACCAGAAUGACUAACGAGGGACACUACUGCAGUCAGUGGACGUUAGACUUGUAUGCAUCUGGUGUGAGAUGAGAAUCAGGUCCUAUAACUUAAGGGCCCAGUCCGGUUCCAUUAAAGUCAAUGGCAAAACUUGUAUUGACCUCCAUGGGAGCAGGGAAGUGGGAGGGGAGGAAAAGGACAAAUAAUUUUAAAACUUACACUGUGGAGUCCAUUCUCUGUCACGCUGUCGAGAACUCCAUUGGUAUAAUGUAUGUGUGCAAGGUCUGUCUCCUGCGUCUAGUGAAUUAUCAGUUUUGAUGGCUGCUUUGUUGGAUAACAACUACCAAGAAUAUCUAUCUAAGCAUCUUGAAAUUCACCAGGCAGCCCUCAAGGCUACUCACUUGUGAUCUGGCUGAAGACCAUCAAGCUGGCUGCUAUUGUGGAGCUGAGGAAUAUAUCAUGCUAUUUUUUCCUGACAUUUCUUUCCAGAUGUUGUGGGCUGAAGGAGGGUCAGUGGUGACCGUUCUGAAGCUACUUUAAUAAGCCUGGAUUUUCAUCGAUGUCACCGUACGGGCUUAUAAUAGGUUCAGAGUUCUUUAUUUAAUGCCCUGACUUAAUUAGUCCCCCUACAACUAUGGAGUGAUGCAAAGAAUUAAUCUAUGUAACAACCCUGCUCAGCCCUCCUUUUUAAGAAACAUCUCCUGAAUGCCCUAAUUUUGGUUUAGGAUACUCUGUUUUCUCAAACUUAUCUUGUAAGAAUGAGGUUAUAAAGAGUGAAAGUCCUCUCAGUGCAGAGGGCCUAAACAAGGCCUCUAGUUAUGGGGCUAGUGGUGUUCUAAAGCUUAUACAGGCCCCCUUGGGAUUGGGGUAACAUUCAUCCCAAGAGUUAAUCAGGUUUAGUGUGCAAAGGCUGGAUUCUUCAGGGCUUUUUUCUGCAAAGCUUCAUUAAAGUCAAUUGGAGCCUUGCCUGAGUAGGGAAUGCAAGUGAGUGUAAGUGAAUGGAGACCUCUGACAUGGUGGAUUUCAUGCCCGGGUGUGAAGGACUGCACAGGGCAUGAUUCUCAUCUCAUCUAUGCUGGUGUAAUUCCAUUGACAUUAGUGGAGUUACUCUGGAGUUACACCAGUGUGAGUGAGGGGGAAAUCAGGCCCGUCUGUCUUUGAUAGGUUUCAAUUAACACUCAGUCAAGACCCUGUUGUAUGCUCCUUAUAAAAAUAACUGUUUCAUAAUCAAUAAAACUUGAGCCAGUAUCAGUGAUAGAAUAAAAAAACCCAGCAAGGAGCUGCCUGGCAGAUUCAGUUCAGAGGUUCUGUUUCUUCUGAAGAAGCUCAUAAUGCGAGAGAACAGCUGUUGUACAUCAAACCAUGAUAAUGAAAAAAAUCCCAGCAGAGAUCUUGGAUGUUUUUAAAUUUUGGACUUGUAACGAUAUUGGCAUCUAAGCAAAAGACACUUGCAAGGCUCAUUCUGGGAAUUUUCUAGCAUGAGCUAGAUCCACCUGUGUGUAUGAGCACAAAACACUUUCAUGACAUUUGCAAUAAUUUUUGACCUACCUCUCAACUGUGACAGAAAACCAUAGAGAUGGGAAAAGGGCCAUUUGGUUGGGGGGAGAACAGUUGUCCCAUCAGGGGUUGUUCCUUAAAUAUAUUUCUUAAGUGUUUUGUUUAAUUCAGCUGGAAAAGCUAAAGGAGUAAAACUGGAUAUCAGGGGUUAGAUUUUUAAAUUUAAGACUCUGUGAGGGUCUCUUGUUAAAUGUUGCAUUUGGCUGCUGAAUUCCAACAAAAGCAACAAAUAAAAUGAGGCGGGUGGUGAUUAUUGAGGAGGGAAGGGUUGUGUGUGAAUGUUCAGUGUUCAAUACAUUAGGAAUUCAAAAGCAGAGGGAAUAGUACCUGAUGAUGGAAUAAUUUAUAGGCAAAGAAGUCUUUUUUGUCUUUAAACAUCACAGAUGUGUUCCAUUUGAGAGGUAUAGUAUGAAUUGUGAUGUCCACUUAUUGCACCAAACGAAGGAGCUGUUAACUGGUGUUUUGGGAUAUGAAUGAAGAGAUUUGUUCACUUAAAAUACUAUUUUAGCACAUAAAACAUGCACUAUAUUAUGCCCAUCUUGCAGUUGCACCUCCAGAGUAUGUUGCUAAAUAGGAUCUGUCUAGGUCAGUACCUGAAUAGGACUCCUCCAAGGAUCACCUGAGGUUCUUCUGCAAAAUUACAUAGGGGAGACAAAAAUCUCACCUUGGGUAGACACCAAAUCCAGCUAGGGCAAGCUCGAGAUGUUUUGCAACUCUCACUGCAACAUGGCUGCACUGUCCUUGCAAUAGAGAGGGAGAACAAGUUCCCUUCUAACUGAUAGAGGAAACCAAGUCCCAGUGCUAAAGGUUCCUGCUGGAAAAUAUAGAAUGCAGGUGAAUUAACAUAAAACAAAGCAAAUGGGUACAAAGUGGAAUGUGUGUAACCCGGGAAAACACUCUCCGAAUAGAAGGCUCAGUCUGGCACUCUGGGUGAUCCCCAGUACGGAGGGCUGCUUGCAAGGCACUGUGGUGUUCUUAAGUCCUCCAUAAACCCUAUUUUCAAGGGUUAAAUGGGAUUUAAAUGGUACGUAGGCCCUUGCAAGUGGACCUUCUGCCCGGGGCUGGGUUUCAGUUGCUGAAAACCCAGAACCUCAGUUGUUUUCAAUGGAAUGCCCAAUACAUACAGGAUCUGAUGCCAGGUCACUUGUAACAUACAAAACUACAUUCGUGCCUAGUACAAACCCAUUAAAGUCAAUGGUGUUACAUAGGGAUGGAUUUUGCCCCAGAGAAUAAAAUGAGCGAUUGAACAAAAUGAUUGAAAUGGCUUCUUACCAUUGGCUGUUUUCAGUUCCCAUAGUUGCACAAAGGUGGACAAGUGAGGGCAGGGGUGUUUUUUCUUUUGUUCCUGCCCUUCCCUCCCGUUUUUGUGUGGGGGCGGGGGGGUUUGUACCUAUAGGUGGCCUUCUGUUCCUCUGAUAAACCGUAAUAUUGGAGUCUUUAAAUGACUGAGAUGAAAUGUUAAAGUGCAAUUAUAAUAUAUUUAAAAAUGUUAUUUCUUCAUUGCUGUUCCCAAUCUCCAACCAGCAGUGCAAUUAAAAAAGCACUCGAGAUAGAGACAAGACUCUUCCCUUGGUUGCAUCUACUGAAUUGUGUGGAAGUGCAUGGGUGUAAUCCUGUAAACAGCCUUAUCCCUGCAAAUAUCAUGGGCCAGUAUCACCAGUACACUUUGCAUCACCACAGCAGCCUAAAGGAGCUAAGUGGCUGCAAACUUGGUUUAAAUGGUUGUUGAAGAUGGGUUUAUUGCUGCUUUUAAUCACUGUAAUAGUACAGAGCAUCCAAAGUGAGGUGGCAAAUUUGGUCCCAAAUCUACAAAUAAACAUGCAUUUAAUUCAUAUGGAAAUCACCUUGAUUUCUUGUAUGUUACUUCCCUCUCUUUCCAUGGUGUCUGUACCUUUUGACAUUACUUUUAGCUUGUGGUAAAAGAACACGACCUACAAAAAUGGAACAGAUGCUAAAAGAACCAAUAGUCCAGCUGUUCAGCGUUUGAUGGUUACAAAAGAAUCUGUCUGUUCUUUAGAUUUUUUUUUUUCUUACAGAAUAUUUUUCAGCCAGUUCAUUUGAAAAGUUGGAUGUAAUUGACUGCUCCCCACAAGCCCUGAGCACAGGAAACAUUCCUGCAUUUUUAUCUUGGGAGAUUUGUUAGUAGGAGUGGUCCGUCUGUUUUUUAAGCAGAUGAAGAAUCUCAUGAACUUGCCUGGCUUUGGAAACACGUCAAGGGCAGGGUGCAAAACACACUAGUAGGACAUGACCCUUAACCUUUUCUCUAAAGAGUAGCCCUAUAGGUAUAUUUCACCACUUUAAGAAGCUGUUCCUGAGUGAGCAAGCAGGCCGAGCCCAGGCUCUGGAGUUUGUCCGCAAGAAUGUCGCCAAUGCCCUCUCUAUGGCUAACCUGAUCAUGGGUCUGUCUUCCAUCCUCUGCAGCCUAAAUGGGCAAUACCAUUGUGCUUGCUGGCUGCUCCUGAUUGGAUUCCUGCUUGACCUAGCGGAUGGAGCGGUUGCUAGGCAACUGAAUGCUUGCUCAGCCCUGGGUGCCAAGUUGGAUGACUUCGCUGACUUCACUUCAUUCGGUCUGGCCACAGCUCUGCUUCUGCAGGCUCACGGGAUCCUGGAUGGCUUGCUGGCUAUCGUCUAUGUGCUCGCAGUCUUUUCCCGCUUGUGCUUCUUCUCGAGUGGAAUCCCUUUCAUGUACCGAGGACUGCCCUGUCCCUAUGCUUCUUCCCUCCUGACUGGCACAUACCUCUUGACUGGGGGCAACCUUGUGGUUCUACGGAUUGUAGCCAUGAUAAUGAUCCUGUUCAUGGUUGACCAGGGCUUCUAUCCCCAUGACAAAGUACUGGAGUCCCAGCUCUGGAAAAAGAUGGUCUAUGCAGGGGGUAUCCUGAUGGUUUUGUUCUCUUCCUAUUCAAUAGUCUCUCUCUACUAUCUCGUUUGGUCUACUACUUACAUCUUCUUCCCAGUCGCCUUGUGGAGCUGCAAAGUUUAACUGCACGCUUGGUAUUGUGUAGAUGAUGACAGCUUCAUGUGUCACCAUGAUAACCUGCCAAAGGCAACACCUGUGACCUAAAUGAAGACUUAUCCUGUGUUAACAUCCAUGAGUUGCCUAAUCCUUACUAAAGGUUUCAUCAUUGCGAUCAUCUAUACUUGAAAGUAACAGCGACGGGAUGUCUUGUCACUUCAAAUAACACUUUCAAACUGGAGUAGUGUUAACGCAGCUCCUGCAGUUCCCCUGCGUGUUUCAAAGUGUUCAUGUAGUGCCUGCUCUCUGACACCACAUGUAAUAACUAACGUGAAGUUUAACGCUUGUUAAUGGGGAAACUUCAUUUAAACUCUCCCAGAUAUUUGAGGGUUUGCUGUAGAUGUGAGUGUACAUAUUCCUUACAAAAAGAUACUGUAUGGAUUUAAGUUGAGAAAUUCAUUUUCAGAUUUUUAUUAUGCUUAAAAUCAUGAAUUUACAAGUUAUUUGCUUCUUCUAGAGUAGUAGGGCAGUAGCCACCCACGAUGGGGGUUCCUCUAACGACCCCACGGGCCCAACCUCGGCUGUGGCUCUGGAAGAAGCCCAGGAAGGCUGAGAUCAGUAUCAGAAGCACUGAGAUUGGUAUCUUAAGCACUGAGAUGUUGAUUUGAAAACUGCUGCUUAACAUCUUGACCCAGUGGUGCCCAACCUUAUUACACGGGAGGGCCACAGGAACUUAAGCACGACCUUGGGUGGGCCAAACAGAUUUGACAGAUUUUAAUCAGAUUUCAAGGCACCUGUAUUGAUUUAUAUUUGAAGUUCAGCUUGUUUCAUAUGUAUUUAGCUAGGUUGUUUCUAUGUACAGUAUUGUCUAUUUACACACUUGUGUAAACUAAAAUGAUGUAAACGACAAAACGCUAAUGAAUCGGCCAUUCCAUAUAUUGUGUUGAAGCAAGAUGUGGGCCUUAUGAAAUGCUCUGGUGGCCUGUAGGUUGGGCUCCCCUGUCCUAACCCAAUGAAAUGGCAUGAAAAUAGUUAGAGUAAGUUUAUUUGUAUAUUUGUAAUACACAGGAGAGCAGAACAGAUGGCUUUUUUCUUAAUGGAUCACGGAGGGCAAUUUGAAAUUGCUCUCAGACCUUCUCAACAACAGCGUUUGCAUUUGCACGAAAGAUGAAAACGUCCCGCCCCUUUCUAGAGGUGGCGCAGUGCAGGGGCACAGCCAGGACAUGUCACUUUAGAAGAGCCAGUGACUAACUGAACAUAAGCACAUUGCUUCCAUUGAACCACCUAGUCCUAUAUUUUCUGCAGAUACUGUAGCUGGGCUUUUAUCCUGCUCCAAGAGCCUUGGCUUCUCAUCAGAGUUAGGCUGAGAAAACAGGGAUCCCUAAAAUGUAGAGUAGUGUUGAUUGGUUAUUUGACUAUUUUAGAUAAUUAUGAACAGCUCCCCAUUGAAAUUUGAGAGCUGUAUAUUAUAAAUUGUAACCACCGACUACUCUAACACUCACAUAGAAGUAAUCAGACUAGCUUGUACUUGAAACGUAUAACCAUACAUACAGUAUACCAGACCAAAACCCCACUGCAGUGGGACCUUACCAUUUCAGAGAAUCCUGUGCGGAAGGAAGGAAAGUUAUGACUAUCCCACUACAAAGCACCUGCCUCUGAGAAGGGAAAAAUGUCUUGCAGACCAGGGGAUAAAGAAUAACCUCUUAAAUGUUUGGGAUCCUGGUGUAACUACAUUGAAGGAUGUGGAGUUGCACCAGGUCUGAACUUGGCCCAGGUGCAGCUUUAUUGCUUUUACUGGAGUUGUACCUACUGAGGUAGGAAUUCGGCCCACUAUCUAAACUUCGCUGGUGAAGGGACUUUACCCAACUGUGAAUUGUCUUGAUAAUGUGAAAACCUCUCCCUAGACAUAACUUGGACUAAGUCUGAGGCUCAGAACUUCACUCCAGAUGACAGACCAGGGAAAUUGACCUAAUACAUAUGCACCUACGUCAGUCCGGGCGUAGCUAGAUCAAAAACUAUUGCAAAACAGUAAAACAAAUGUUUGGAACCACUUGAGACCUGAUUCUGAUCUCUUUGCUGUGGUGUCAAUCUGGAGUAAUGCCACUGAAGUCAGACUAGCAUCUGGGGAAAGCUGGUGUGAGACCAAAAUCAGGCCCUUGCAGUUAAAGUUGGCAUCAGUUGACAAGUUAUGAUCUGAUUCCGAUAAAGAAGUUUAAUUAAAAUAACCAUUAGAUUAACUAGUUUUUAACAUUGGUGUCCUAAUUAACAAUUCAGUCUGAGAGUGCAUUUGAAAAGAAAAUAGCCAAACUACUGGGGUAAGAUCCUUCUGCCUUAAUUUUUUUACAAAUGCAUGUUCUUAUAAAGGUUGAGGUUUUCUCACUUGAGCUGUCUGGGAACGGGGAAAGCAGGUCAUGUAGCACCUAGAUUCUGCCUCCUACCUUCUCUAGGGUUGUGAAAAUAAGCCUUACCUUCAAAAUGUGUCCCCGGAGAAGCAGACUAAUGAGAACUGCUGAAGCAAGUCCUGCACCUUGAAGCUCUCUCUCUAGAGGCCUGAUCCUGCGAGGCACUGAAUGCCUCCUGAGAGAUGCAACUGACUUCACUGGGAACUGAAAGGUGCUCAGCAUUUCACAGUGCCAGACCUUGAUAUUUUGGCUACUUUGUGUUCGAGUCUCGGAAUGACAAAUGAGUCACUUGCAUGCCCCAGGAGGGCCAGUAGAGCAGUCCUUGCAUUCACCAGUGCUAUUCGGGCACAGUAGCAUGUGGGAGCUAUUGCGUGGGUCAAAGCAGAGGUGCACUUGACUGUUUUCGAGCCAUUGGGUCCCUAAUUCUGAUUGCAUCAGCAUCCUUAGAAGUAUCUGAACUCGGUCUUGUGACUAGAGGGGGUAAAGGCUAAACAGUGGCUUCCCAGCUGUGCUCCGAAGUGCCUUUUGGAGCUCUAGUCUCUCUCGCAUUGUGGCUGCUCACAGCCCCUGGAGGAGGGAGUGCCUAAGCUCAGGCCUAGCCGCUGUGGCUGAUUUGAGUGGCAGUGUAUUGCUGCAACCUCUGCAGCCAAAGAACGGCUCCAUUAUGAGGCCAUCAGUACCCACCCCACCCCCGGCCCCCAGAGUGGAGCAAGGAGAGAGAGUAGCUAGGAAUCAACCCAUAUGGUACCUUAUCACAACACAUGCAAAACUGGGGAAAAAACCCAGAAGCUUUACCACUAGGCAUAGCCUUCACUCCAAGAGUGCUCUGGCCCUUCCCAAGGGUUUUUUAAACAUGGCACCUUAUCUGAUGCUGUGACUACGUCUGGUAUUACUUCCAUGUCACCAUCUUUUGUUUGCACAUUUGUUGGCACAACUCAUGGGUUUGAGAGAGCAAAAGCACCAAGCAAGAAGCCGCAUGACAAAAUGGACUGUAGCUCAUCUGUAGCUGGGGUGUGCGAGACCGGAGACUCGCGAAGCUGUUCUGUUCUGCAAUUGAAAUGUGAACAAGAGAACACUCAAUUGGCAGAUGUAUCACAAAUGUACAUAGUAAUUUAUUAUAAGGCAGUAAUUGUGGUGUGGGUUUUUAUUGUUGUUGAAGUCCUGAAUAUAUUUUAAAGAGAAUUAGCUCCAUCCCCACCUGAAUACUGUGGGGACAGAACUCUUUCAUUUCUCCUCCAUUGAUCAAAUCUUUGGUGGGGAAGAAAAUCAUCUGUACCAGCUCUUUUAAAAUAUGACCUGAAGUCUUGAUGUCCAGGAGUUUUAUAAUAUUUAUUUUUUACUGAUCACUGUAGUGAAAUGUAUUUUAUUUCCCCCCUGCAUUUGCUUUAUCUGGGGAAAGGGCGCAGGAAUGGAAAAUUGUACUUGAAAUUGAAGUUCAAUCUCUGGAAAUAAAAUUUUUGGGAAAAACA